Molecule: messenger RNA, 666 nt
Organism: Panicum virgatum (switchgrass)
Lineage: Eukaryota; Viridiplantae; Streptophyta; Magnoliopsida; Poales; Poaceae
Exons: 1
Coding region: 1-666 (221 amino acids)
Source: RefSeq, a predicted model, not a curated record
AUGGCGUUGGUCCCCAGCAUCAUGCCGCUGAGCGGCGACGUCAGCUACCUCCGGUGGAAGGAGUCGAUGCUCCUGCUCCUCAACACCGCCGGCGUCGCCCACGUGCUCUCCGAGGACCCGCCGCCGCCGGGCGCCUCUCCCGAGGCGGCCAGGAAAUGGGCGCGCGACGACGCGGUGUGCCGCGGCCACAUCCUCGCGGCGCUCUCCGACGCCGUCUUCCCCAACUACGUCCGCCACGGCACGGGCAGGGCGGCGUGGCGGGCCGUGGCGCGCACCUACGACGUCGGUGCGCCCUCCGUGUCGUGGCGCAGGUUCACCGAGUUCGAGUUCAGGCUCGACGGCGGCGGCGGAGCCCCGUCGUUCCUGGAGCAGCUCGCGCACGCGGAGGCGCUGGGCGUCGCCGGGCAGCCGUCGCGCCGCGACCUCGUGGACCAGGCGCUGGGCCAGAAGCUCCAGCCGGACGUGGCGAGCCGCGCCGCGGUGGUCCUGGGCGACGGGAGCGUAAGCGUGAGCGUGGACAAGGCCUGGGAGGUCGCUCGGAUCCGGGAGAGGAACCGCAUUUCCGAGGAGGACGAGCUCAACGUGCAGGCGGCGAUGGCGGAGGAUGAAGAGAAGGGCUGGGUCGCAGGUACAUCAGGGUACGGUUCCAGGAACAGCAGGGCCUGA